This is a messenger RNA of Xiphophorus hellerii (green swordtail), 2535 nucleotides long. It is a transcript of the gene fynb, whose product is annotated as FYN proto-oncogene, Src family tyrosine kinase b. The record is from RefSeq and is a predicted model, not a curated record. The coding region runs from base 280 to 1893 and encodes 537 amino acids. Gene Ontology annotation, biological process: protein phosphorylation. NCBI's taxonomy places the organism in Eukaryota, Metazoa, Chordata, Actinopteri, Cyprinodontiformes, Poeciliidae. The transcript has 13 exons. Gene Ontology annotation, molecular function: ATP binding; protein tyrosine kinase activity; protein binding.
UGAAGGCAUCGCCAGUCUCAUUGUGGCCCCGUAGAUCUAACGCCAUCACACGCAGCGGCUACUACGGAGCAGCAGGGCGAUAGAACAACAGGGCCGCCGCCGCCGCCGCUCAGCCUUUAUUACCGACACAUUCGUUCAGCUUAAAGCGAUGGAAUACGGCGCUGUGGGACAUUAGAGCCGCUUAUAUCGGGCCUGUGUGUUUUUUUUUUUGGCGGUGCACAAAGCAAUGUGGAGAAAAUAAAGAUCGUGAUACGGCGCAUAAACCAGAGAUUAUAGAUAAUGGGCUGUGUGCAAUGCAAGGAUAAGGAGGCAACCAAACUCACAGACGACCGAGACGCCAGCAUCUCCCAGGGAGCCGGGUACCGCUAUGGGGCCGACCCCACGCCGCAGCACUAUCCCAGCUUUGGGGUCACUGCCAUUCCCAACUACAACAACUUCCACGCCCCCGUCGGACAGGGGGUGACCGUCUUUGGGGGGGUCAAUACUUCCUCUCACACCGGGACCCUGCGGACCCGUGGAGGGACAGGAGUCACUCUCUUUGUGGCACUUUACGACUACGAGGCGCGGACAGAGGAUGACCUGAGCUUCAGGAAAGGAGAAAGGUUCCAAAUCCUCAACAGCACUGAGGGGGACUGGUGGGACGCGCGCUCGCUGACCACCGGGGGCAGCGGUUACAUCCCCAGUAACUACGUGGCUCCAGUAGACUCCAUCCAAGCUGAAGACUGGUACUUUGGUAAACUGGGCCGCAAGGAUGCAGAGAGACAGCUGCUGUCCACCGGCAAUCCUCGGGGCACCUAUCUGAUCCGAGAGAGCGAAACCACAAAGGGGGCCUUCUCCCUGUCCAUACGGGACUGGGAGGAUGAGAAAGGAGAUCACGUCAAGCACUAUAAGAUUCGUAAGCUGGACAGCGGAGGAUAUUACAUCACCACCAGGGCUCAGUUUGACACGCUGCAGCAGCUGGUUCAGCACUACUCAGACCGCGCUGCGGGCCUCUGCUGUCGCUUGGUGGUUCCCUGCCACAAGGGGAUGCCCCGCCUCGCCGACCUGUCGGUGAAAACCAAAGAUGUGUGGGAGAUCCCACGGGAGUCGCUGCAGCUCAUCAAGCGCCUGGGGAACGGGCAGUUUGGGGAGGUCUGGAUGGGAACGUGGAACGGCACCACCAAAGUAGCGGUGAAGACGCUGAAGCCCGGCACCAUGUCCCCCGAGUCGUUCCUGGAGGAGGCUCAGAUCAUGAAGAAGCUCCGCCACGACAAGCUGGUGCAGCUGUACGCCGUGGUGUCUGAGGAGCCCAUCUACAUCGUUACAGAGUACAUGAGCAAAGGCAGCCUGCUGGACUUCUUAAAGGACGGAGAGGGACGAGCGCUGAAGCUGCCCAACCUGGUGGACAUGGCAGCACAGGUGGCAGCAGGCAUGGCCUACAUCGAGAGGAUGAACUACAUCCACAGAGACCUGCGCUCGGCUAACAUCCUGGUGGGAGACAACCUGGUGUGUAAGAUCGCCGACUUCGGCCUGGCCCGGCUAAUCGAGGACAACGAGUACACGGCCCGGCAAGGAGCAAAGUUUCCCAUCAAGUGGACGGCCCCGGAGGCGGCGCUGUACGGCCGCUUCACCAUCAAGUCAGACGUUUGGUCGUUCGGCAUCCUGCUGACGGAGCUGGUGACAAAGGGCCGCGUGCCGUACCCAGGCAUGAACAACCGUGAGGUUCUGGAGCAGGUGGAGCGGGGCUACCGGAUGCCGUGCCCCCAGGACUGCCCCAGCUCGCUGCACGAGCUCAUGCUGCAGUGCUGGAAGAAGGACGCCGAGGAGAGGCCUACCUUCGAGUACCUGCAGGCCUUCUUGGAGGACUACUUCACAGCCACCGAGCCUCAGUACCAGCCUGGGGAUAACCUCUAAACACCCGCCGUCCCCACCCAAAAAAAAAGACAAAAAAAACACCCGCUGUCCCCAUGUCCUCCCCCUCCAACCCUGCGGCCCUUCAGGGCUCAGGUGGAACUGCUGCUGGGGGCGGGGCUGACUCCAGAAGUACUGUGUUUAAAUAAGAAAACCCAACAGACUGUGGAGCAGCCAGGCUUCUAGUUCCAGGGAUCUGUUCAGCUUCCUCAGCUCAACUCGAGCCUCUCAGAUUUUCCUUCCUGCAAAAAAAACAAAACAAAAAAACCCGACUCUCUGACUCCCCGGGUGUCUGAACCCGGCAGAUGAAGGCUCACAAACUGAAGUGGGACGUGGGAGGUGAGGGGGUUGAGUAGAGGGGAGCGCUCAUGCAAAGAAAUAACCUGUAUUCUCUGUAAAUAAGAAAAGCUUGUUUUAGUUUGUCUGCCUCUGUUCCAGAUUUUAUUUUCUCCUGCGCAAAAAUAAUUAUGAAAAGAAAAACAGCAGGGAGAGGAGCAGCGAGCAGCGCAUGGAUCAGGCAGAAGCUCCAGUGUUAUUUUUUAAGAUUAAAUCUGAUUCCUCAUUCUAUUUUUUUUUCUGUCUGGAAAGAAAAAAAUCCUCCCGUAAAUCAUGGCUUCAUUACAGAAGAGGAUUUAGGGCCGCUGG